Molecule: messenger RNA, 1908 nt
Organism: Morchella importuna
Lineage: Eukaryota; Fungi; Ascomycota; Pezizomycetes; Pezizales; Morchellaceae
Exons: 3
Coding region: 1-1908 (635 amino acids)
Cellular component (GO): membrane
Source: RefSeq, a predicted model, not a curated record
AUGGUGAUAGUCAAACCUAAUAUCCCAGACGGCCCUUCAGUAAUUCCACCUGCGCACGUUAAUAACACACAUAUUAGCCCCUCCUUAGCCCCAGAAACGCCAGAUUCUUUUAGGCCAGCACUGAAAUGCGGUCCUCUUAUCCGCUAUCACGGCGCGGACUACUCAACUGAUCCCGCGAGACCCCCAGCUCUAUGGCGUGGCAGUGUUCUUGUUGUAACUGAAUCACAAUGUGUCCCAAUAUUUGGCCUAGAGGUUCUAGGGAAUAAUGUAGGACAGCAAACCAGGAGGACACCAGCAUUGUCUCCUGGGUUGAAGCUAUUCGAUGAGCGCGGGAGAGCAUUCUGGAGAUUUAUAAUUGAGGUUGUGAUGGUGAAGGAGGAACAGAAGGUGGAAUAUAUCGUCAGUUUUGGUAGUAAUGAAGUGUUGAAGAGAGCUUUUUGGGUCCCAGGAAAGGACGAUAGUAUGAGAAUUAUGUUCCAUUCUUGUAACGGUUUCUCCGUCGGUACUGACGAGGCUGACUACUCGGGCCCUGCUCUCUGGAACGAUGUCCUUCGCGUCCAUUCCGAGCACCCAUUCCAUAUCUCAAUCGGCGGCGGAGAUCAAAUAUACAAUGAUGGAAUCCGAGUCAACGGCCCGCUCAAAGAUUGGGCUAGCCUCGGGAGCGCCUCCAAGAAACGGGCCUAUCAAUGGAGCGAGCAGCUCGAGGCCGAUGCGGACGAAUGGUAUUUCAACAACUAUGUUGAUUGGUACAGUACUGCACCUUAUUCACACGCAAACUCACAGAUACCGUCCGUAAAUAUAUGGGAUGACCAUGAUAUCAUUGAUGGAUAUGGUAGCUACACGGAUCGUUUCAUGAGCUGCCCUGUGUUUAGGGGUGUCGGAAAAACUGCGAGGAAAUAUUACAUGCUUUUUCAACACCACACACCACCGACGGGGGAAGAAAAAGAGGACCCCUGCUGGAUUAUCGGGAAAACUCCUGGGAGGUAUAUCGGGGAUACUUCAAGAUCUGUGUAUGCCCGACUAGGUAAAAGGAUUGGGUUCGUUGGGGUCGAUGCAAGGAGCGAAAGAACAAGACAUAUGAUCAACGAGCGCGAAACCUACGACCUCCUCUUUGAGCGCAUGGAUCGUGAGGUCGAAGAAGCAGGUGAUAUUCGCCACAUGAUCAUCCUACUUGGUGUACCAAUCGCCUACCCGCGGCUUGUUUGGCUUGAGAACAUCCUUCAAUCCCCUCUCUUCGGAUUCAUACGUUUCCUCAACAAGCGGUUUGGCGCAGCUGGGGCCAUUUUCAACAAGUUUGAUGGACAAGUCGAUAUCCUUGAUGACUUGGACGAUCAUUACUGCGCAAGACCACACAAGGAAGAACGUAACGCAUUCUUGCUACGAUUACAGAAAUUUUCAUUGGAGAAACGAGUGAGGAUAACGAUGUUGAGCGGAGAUGUCCAUUUGGCAGCAAUCGGAAGGUUUUAUUCGAAGCCGGAACUAAAUAUACCAACAGCCAACGACCAUAGGUAUAUGGUGAAUGUUAUUUCUAGCGCCAUUACGAAUAAGCCGCCGCCAGAAGCGGUCAGCAAUAUUUUGGCCAGAAGGAACAAGCUCCAUCACCUGGAUAGCUCCACCGACGAGCAGCUCCUCGAUUUCUUUAACAAAGAUGUUUAUGGAAAGCCUCGCCAGAGAAAUAUGAACACAAUGCCGUCCAGAAACUAUUCAGUAAUCACAGAGUCUCCAAUCAUCUCAUCCCGUACUAACACUGAUACCCACCCCAAAACCGAGGUUGGUGAGAAGCCAAAAAGGAAGAAAACAAACACCAUAGGAGCUGGUGAGCAUGGAGCUGGUGCGGAACAUCCAGCAGCAACCGCAGAGGGGGGUAGAGACCAUUCCAGGUGCAUUGAAUGUUGCCAUAAGGGUUGA